Molecule: messenger RNA, 432 nt
Organism: Suillus clintonianus
Lineage: Eukaryota; Fungi; Basidiomycota; Agaricomycetes; Boletales; Suillaceae
Exons: 1
Source: RefSeq, a predicted model, not a curated record
ACCUAUGCAAACGCGCGCCGAAGAAACAAGGAAGGGAUCCGGCAGAAAUGGACAGAGAGUUGGAAUAGAGACGUGGCAGCACAGACCGGACGCUUCGCUAUCGCAAAUCGACUCCCACCAACGCUCAAACCUCGCCAACACUUCACUCAUACUCCUCGAGAAGUAUACGGCCGUCUUAUACAAUGUCGCACAGGACACAGAUUCAUUGGAGAAUACUAUGCCGCAUUCGUCCCCACCGAACCCACCCUCUGCCCAUGUGGAGAACUACGUCAAACACGAGAACAUAUCCUACGUGACUGCCCGCAAUUCACGCGACAGCGCAUCCAUUUACGUGAGGUAUCCUACAACAUCAUACUCAAUGAAAUAUUGGGUACGGAAAAGGGCAUAAAGGCAUUAGCGAAAUUUAUUGAAGAAUCCAGCGCAUUCAAGAAG